This is a messenger RNA of Tachysurus vachellii, 2287 nucleotides long. Its product is annotated as DNA ligase 1-like. The record is from RefSeq and is a predicted model, not a curated record. The transcript is spliced from 9 exons. Bases 442 to 1878 code for a protein of 478 amino acids. Lineage: Eukaryota; Metazoa; Chordata; Actinopteri; Siluriformes; Bagridae.
UACACAAACUCUAAUGGACAAUAUUACAGAAUAGUACUGAAAGUGACACUAUUUUAUACUCUGCUGUUGUUUACUAAUGAUGUUUUUCCUUUCUCUUCUUUUGUUCUGCACAUUAUUACAGGGGGUGCAUCUGCAUUAAGGACUGAAAAGUCAUUAUCGCAGAGUCCAACUGGAGCUGGUAGAUCUCUAGAUGCCUCAGGAUUCUCAGAGUCGGCCUCAUCUCAGUGGUGGUCCAAAAUCUCCUUCACAUGGAAGUCGAUCAGAGCUGAUUUAAAGUUUAAACUGAUUUUAUUUGGAAAAACACUGAAUUCCCACAAGGACUUCAUAACUCAUCUUAACCAACGAGUUCACCUGAAGGAGGUGAAUACAGAGGAUGAGUGUGAUUUUAUUCUGGUUUUCUGCCCGAUUGUGUCACGAACUGGAACUGACAUUGAAGCAGCAAUGAAACGUCUACACGAUAUUUCAGACACCAAACCUGUAGUCCUGGUGGUGCUCCAUCACACAUUUGAUACAGAGUGCGUUGUUCCAGACAGCAUCAAAUGUGUAAACAGAAAGAAUAUGAUCGCAGUCGACUGUCUGUUCCAUGAAGAUAAAGGAUUACUGCAGUGUCUGAAGAAUAAAGAAUCACUGGACAAAACUUCACAAUAUCUGGUAUUUUUAUUUAAUGAGAAAGAACAACAUGUAAAACUGAAAAAGCAAGAGCAAGAACUGAGAAAGCGAACAAGAGACAAUGAAGAGAAAGAUGAAGAACUUAAUGAUACAGAUAUGAAUCCAAAGAAAAUGACACUGAGUAAUGAGACACAGGAAGGAACAAAUACUCCACAUGAGAGAAAUCAACAGCUGAACAUAACAGAAAUUUUUAAGGCAAUUGUGAAAAGAAAUGAGAUGAAUGACGGGGAUUUAAAGAUGUUGAUGGCCGUAUCGGAGAAAGAGAAAACUGAUUUAGAGAAAGAAAACAGAGAACUUCUGGAGCAGUUGGAAGACAAAAAGACACAACUGGAGAGUGUGGUGAAAGAACUGAAAACCAGUACAAUUAAACUCACAGAAAGAGAGGAACAACUUCAGAAGAAGGACAAGACACUGGAAGAGAAGGAGAAACAGCUCAAACAGACAAGAGCUAAACUGGACAAAACAAGUAAGGUGUUAGAAGACAGUCAGCGACAUGUGGAGGAGAAAAACACACUAAUAGAGAACCUGAACAAACUGCUGAAGGAGAAAGACAGACUUCUGACAGAAGGUCCUAAGAUCCUGGAACCGAAAGGCACACAAUUAAAACAGGAGAAAAAACAAGAAGAAGAAGAAGAAGUUGCAAACACAAGGAAUGGAAAAUUCCACAAGACAAAACCUCAUCUGGAAUUAAACAGUAAAUCAGAGGAAAUGGAACACCAACAGGUAGAGGAUAUCACAAGUCAGCAAGGGAAUGAAAACACAGGGCUGAAAAACAAUGACCAUCUCACCCAAGAAAAAGGCACCAUAUCUAAAGCUACAAAUAGUGAAUUAGAGAAAAAUAGAUCUUCAUAUGAGGGACAUCAGCAGCCGGUUCUGGAUUGUACACAGAUACAGGAAUCACAACUAGAAGUAAAGGAAGGAGAGAUUAAAAAUGUGGAGAAGAAUAAAGAAUUAAUUGAGAAAUAUCAGAAUUAUUCAAACAGUCUUCAAAAUGCAGAUGCAAUGUUAAUGGAAAAUAAAGAACAACUUAGUCAUGUUACUGAAAACCAACAGCCUGGUGUGGAAGAGUCUAAUCCAACUGAGCCUGAGACACAGGAAGGGGAAAGUGAUAAACAACAUGAGGAGAAAGACAGACCUCAGUUAGGCAAAACAAUUAGGAAAAACAACCAAGGAAGUGUAGGAGACACCAGUCAGGAAGAAAGAGAGUGAAAGACAACGAAACAGGUUAAGAAACUGAAAAAGACACAGCAAAGAAAAAUACAUACUAUAUAAAAGUAAUUUAUUCUUAUAAACAAAAGAGGAUCAUCAGUUUAUUAGUCUUGCUUCCAUUUCUAUGUAACUACAGUAUGGUUGAUCAUUAAUUAUUAUGCCUGAAGCUAGAUAAAUUAAGCUAGCUAAAUAUAUAUAUUAUGAAAAGUUUAACUCCGUGAAACAAAUAAAUGUUAGAAAUGUUGGAAAUUGUUGACAGGUAGAGAAAACUCAUGCAGUUUAAAGAGAUACAGGGUUUCUAACGGAAGAUAUAUCCAGAGCUAUUUUAAUUUUUAUUCAUUUGUGUUAAUCACUGCAUCAUGAAAAUGUUCUUGUUGCCUUAAAUCAUUAAAUAAAUAUAUCAAGAAAA